AGUUCGUGUCUUUUUUGGAGAAAAUUUUUAAUCCACUUCGAGGCGAGAAGGAGACCUCAUACAGCUCCUCUUUCCUCCCGUUUUUCAAUGGAAAUCCGUGAUUCGUUGACGAAUUGUUGUGCAAAUUGAAUAAGAGCCAAGAAAGUGUUCGACCCGAGUGAAGGGGGACUUGGAGUACCAGGACGUAAGAAGGCUGUGUAUCGGUGUGAUGUAUGCUACCAGACAGUUAACCAGCACAGCGUUCAGGAGGACCUGUUGGUGUGCCACAGGUGCUCAGCCAGAGCACACCCUAGCUGCAUGGGCUACAGUGCCGAGUUGGCCGUGCGCAGCCGGUUAGGGCCAUGGACCUGCAUGGACUGUAAACAUUGCGCCAUUUGUAAUAUGGACCAUAAUAUUGGAACCCUUAUAUUCUGCGAUGAGUGUGACCGCGCCUACCACCUGACCUGCCAUCAGCCACCCCUUAGUGAACAGCUCCAAGGGUCCUGGAUUUGUUACGCUUGUUCACCUCAGUCUGCGCAGAAUUCCUAUGACUGUUUGCCUGGACUGCCCAUGCCCAGAGACUCCCCUGUACCUGAUGAUGAGAGCCGUGGUUCCAGUGGUUCCUGGGACAACAAUAUUUAUGACCCAGAGAUCCCGAAUGUAACACACUGGACUGUGGACCAAAUUAUAGAGUACUUUGAUGAGAAGGGCUUCAAAAGCUUUUCUGACGUCUUCAGAGAACAGGAUAUUGAUGGCACAGCACUGCUGAUGCUGACCCGUUCCGACGUGCUAAUGGGGCUGAACCUGAAGCUGGGUCCUGCCCUCAAGAUAUACAGACAAAUCCGAAUCCUUCAGACUCGACUAACUAAUCCUCCCUUGCCAUAAAUAUAUAGAGUGUAGGUCUAUAUCUUCUUUGUUAUGUGUAAGAACUCCACUGUGGUAAAAAUGUGAUCUCUGUAAACUUUUUUUUUUCUUUCGUUUUAAGAUACAUCUUUGGUAUUAUCUCUUAUAUCUCUUAUCUAAAAUUGCAUUAUUAUAUUGUAUUUCUUCUUUCUUUAUAUUAAUCUAUUUAUGAUUUCUUCUCUCUUCUUUUCAUUCUUCCUCCAUUGGCUGUCAGGGUGAUUUGCAUUCCUUCUUGGAAUGGAAAAAAAUGGAAAAGAAAUGGCGAUUUGUCACUUUACUUUCUUUUGUUUUUUGUACCUCGAGGACAUAGUAAAAGAAUAUGUAUAUAUUAUAUUUUAUAGUAUACGCUUUACAUCUGGCUGAUCUUUGGACAAGAUUCAUGCUAUCCUUGUUGUAAAGGAUUGGCAUGGGUCUGUGCACGUCAUUUUCAUGUUCUCAUCUCGUUACAUUGUUGUAAUUGGCAUCUCCCCCUCCCCCCAUUUGUGAGGAGAAGGACUGUCAAAUUUCGCUGCCAUUUGUAAAUUUUUUCACAAGUUUCUCCCGUUGUGAUCUUUCAUAUCAUGUAGAAUAAUCUCGCUCUUUCUCUGCUGUUAUUUUGCCUAAGUUUUUGUCAUUUAUGGUCUGAAUUUUUUUUUUUUCUCUAUCUAUAUGUGAAUGUCAAGUUAUUGGACUUUUUUUAUUUGUAAUUUAUAUUGUAAUAAAAAUUGAAGAUUUGGGAAUAUUCCAUUAGCUUUAUUUUAAGCAGUAAUUUAUAGUGGAUAUCUGCUUGUCCUUAAUGCAUUCUGUAGAUCUUUAAAUUUUUAUUAUUUAAAAGAUUGUAAUUUUUUUUUCAAUUUAUGAAGAGAUCUGAAAAUACUUGUGUGUAAUUUUUGUGAAUACUAAUUGUCUAUGAGAUGUUUUUUGUAAUAUUUGGAUUUUUAUGAAACUGAAAGGCUUUGA
Penaeus vannamei (Pacific white shrimp) is the source of this 1821-nucleotide messenger RNA. The record is from RefSeq and is a predicted model, not a curated record. Lineage: Eukaryota; Metazoa; Arthropoda; Malacostraca; Decapoda; Penaeidae.